Molecule: messenger RNA, 807 nt
Organism: Prorocentrum cordatum
Lineage: Eukaryota; Dinophyceae; Prorocentrales; Prorocentraceae
Source: the annotation of a GenBank genome assembly
AUGCCCGGCGCAGAGCUGUCCCUUGCCUUCGCCGCGCCCGUUGCCGCCUCCGGCUCGGCGGCCAGCCUUCGGGGCGCCGCGCCGCCCGCGGCGGCGCGGGCCGCCCCGGCGCAGGCCGGCGCCGAGGCUGGCGCCGCCGCGUCGCCCUGGCUGCUCGGCUCCGCCGCGGCUUUGGCCGCCGCGGCUGCUGCCGGCGCCAGCAGGAGGCCGGCGCGCGGCGCGCGGCGCGCGCUGCCGGCGGCGACGGCCGCGGCGGUGGAGGCGCCGCCCGCGGCUGCCGCAGCGGAGGCCCCCACGCCGCCGCCGCCCUUCGACCCCGCCAAGGCGGUCGGCGCGACGGCGCCCCUGGGCUUCUUCGACCCGCUCGGGUUCUGCCGGGUCGGCGACUACGGGGGCUUCCACAGGCUCCGCAGCGCCGAGCUGAAGCACGGGCGCGUGGCCAUGAUGGCCGCCUUCGGGACCGCGUUCCAGCACUUCGUGAAGCUGCCCGGCUUUGAGGGCACCCCCGCGGGGCUCGGGGCUCUCACCGACCCCUCCGGCGUGCUCGGCUUCGCCUGCCUCGUCCUCCCCAUCGCCGCGAUCACCGAGACCGUGUACUGGAAGGACGACGACCUGUCCAAGGAGCCGGGCAACUUCGGGGACCCGGGCGACUGGGCGGGUCUCUUCGGCGCCUUCGGCGGCGGCUACAGCGACGAGAUCCGGAACAAGGAGAUCAACAACGGACGCAUGGCCAUGUUCUCGGUCGUGGGCAUCAUAGUGGCGGAGCUCGCCACCGGCAAGGACGGCAUCCAGCAGUUCGGCCUCUGA